Molecule: messenger RNA, 2865 nt
Organism: Seminavis robusta
Lineage: Eukaryota; Bacillariophyta; Bacillariophyceae; Naviculales; Naviculaceae
Source: the annotation of a GenBank genome assembly
AUGUCAACCAACAAGAAAUCUUCGCACCAAGACCAAGAAGAAAAGCCUUUGAUGGCUGCUUCGAAGCUUUCAUCUUUGUUUGAAAAACCACCAUUACCAACUAAUGCGAGCAAUGGAGCGGGUCUCUCUUCGUAUCAGAACCAAGAGGCACCUGCUGUGCCGCCUGAAUUGAUAAGGUUUAUUUCUCUCGACAAGGAUGCCUCUUGCCAAGAACAGAUGGCCGACUGCACCAGUACAGAAAAUAUCAAGUCCACCACCAUUGGUUCUCUACUCUUUCUCCUUUAUCACAUUGUGUAUUGUCUCGCCCAAGCUUCGACCAUCACUCGCCCACACGCUGAUCACUCCAGUGUUGGCGUCAUGGCAAAAGUAGCCGCCAUUGGAACCCUGUUUUCUGGCCCUGUCUUUAUAUGGGAGCUCGGCGCUGGUGUUCCCGCCAUUUACCCUGCCAGUGAUUUGUUUCUCAGUCCCUUUCUCGCUCAAGUGGCAGCCGAUGUUGAUGCCAGUCUCUUCGAACACGGCCUGGAAAAUGAUGAUCGAGCAUUCUUGGCAACAUAUGGAGCCUUGAUUGGGCUGGGAAUGCUGUUCAGUGGUGUGCUCUGUAUCCUUGCGGCUCGAAUCAAGUUGGCAAACAUGGGCUCCUUCUUGCCCUAUUGUGUCCUUUGUGGAUUCUUCUCAACAAUUGGCGUUCUGAUCUGGUCCCUUGGAUUCUCUGUCGACACUGGGAUGAAGGUUGGAGAGUUGAUACAUUAUGAUUAUCAGCUGGAAGGCAAUGAAUCCUCAUGGAUGACUGUGUGGGGACAUGCUCUGCUUCAUCAUGUACCUUCGGUUGCUGUUGGUGUUGCCAUGUACAUUGUGGCACAACGAAACUCUCUCUACGUUAUUGCCUUGAUCUUUGCCACAGUUGUGAGUUCAUACUCCAUCCUUUGGUUCACGGGGACAUCCCUGGACGCUGCACAAGACAUGAACUGGUUUUUCUCGGCCAAAGACUUGCAAGACCCACCCUUUUUCAGUUCGGAAGACGAGGGAUCUGCAUGGUGGUGGUCUUGGACGGCUCCUGCUCCCAUGGGUGUGUGGGUCAUGAUGCUACAUGGAGACGUCCAUUGGCCUUCCUUUCGGGCCGGACUUGCCACCAUGUCUGCAUUGGUGUUCUUGUAUGUCAUUCGGUCCUCUUUGCAUGCAGCGGCUCUGAAGAAAAAUAUACCAAACGUAACGCGCGUUGCAGCACAGCAGCCACCAUCUCCCAUGAUCCGAGCAUCUUUUGAUCGAACAGCCCAUAUGAGCAGCAGGAACACAAUGGCUGUCAAAGAACCUUCCCUGGGCGAGAUAUUGGAAAAUGGAUAUGGAUACAGUCAACUGCUGGCGGCGCUCUCUGGAGGUAUUGUCACUGCUCCAGCACUGGGAUCCGCAUUGACUCUAUUCAAGCUCGGAUGUGAUGGGGUGGGUCCCCAGUAUGGUUCCAUCCUUUUAGUAUUGGUGUUCUAUCUUACCAACUUCCAGCUAGUACAAUAUAUUCCAAAACCAGCAGUCUCAUCCCUCAUGGUUCUGGCGGGCAUUGAUAUGCUGAAAACCUGGCUCGUCCAGUCCUACAUCAAAACCAAGGCAAAGCUGGAGUGGAUGGUAGCUCCAACGAUUGUUGUGCUGGCGUUUACUGUUGGGAUGUUGAACGCAAUCUUUCUUGGUGUUGCCAUGUCAACAUUUAUCUUUGUGGCAGAUUUCUACCGAGCAGGAACUGUGAAGUUCGUAGGAAAUGGGCUAGCUCUUCGGAGUACAGUGGAACGGGGAGUGCCAGAAACAACUUGGUUGAACCAAAAUGGUGAUUUGAUCCAGAUUCUAGUCUUACAAAACUAUCUCUUCUUUGGCAAUGCUCAAUCUGUUUGGCAGUAUGUGAGCACAUUCUUUGAAGACCCAGUACCCGACGGGAGAAGAGAUGGCGCCUUAUUGAACAUGAUGGGAAACCUCGGCAACGAAAUGCUGCCACCCAAGCCUAAGUAUGUGUGGGCUCUCGCCGAGCCUGAAGUCCAAGAUGUGUACGCCGGGAUCAGCCCAAGCCGAGCAUUCGCACCGGACUUGGAAUCUGCAUUGAUCAAAGCAGAAGACGCCCUCAUUAGAGAGGUCUCUGGGCUACGAGCAAAAGAUGAGUCGGAAUCUCGUGCCAUGGAUCGUGUUAUGUCUGAUCCAGGGCAAGGUUUUCUGCAGGCCCUAAAGAAAAUUGAUGAACAACAUGGCCUGGAUACAGCCCAUGAAUUGAAAGCUCUCUCACAGUACAUGAAACCCAUGGACUUGAAAGCCAACGAGGUGCUUCACUGGGAGAAUGAGAUUCACCAUGGUCUUUUCUUCAUUGAAUAUGGGCAGCUCCGAAUUGAACACGGCGCCGAUUACACAAUCUCUCCUUCGCAUCAAAAGACAUUCCCUAGGAUUCAUGAAGCUUCGCCUGUCGUGAAUCCUCUGUCAAACAAUUCACUUGGUCACCUUAGCGCUCGGUCCGGGCCUUGGGGUCUCCAAUCGGCCCUGCUGAAGAACAGUAUGAGAGGACAAUCUGAGAUGACUGAGCAAAAUUUCCGACUGGCCAGGAUCGGUCCUGGCUGGGUUGUGGGUAUGAUUGAAGAGUGCAGCGGAAUGAGACGGGCUGGUGUUUAUGUCUGUGACUCUCCUUGUCGAUUGCAUCACUUGCAGUACGACUCGAUGAAGCAUAUUGAACAAUCCGAUCCCAAGCUGAUGAUGAACCUGUAUAAGCUCAUGAGCAACGUCUCACUGAAGAGGCAGGAAAUGACCAUUGGUCAAUUAGCGCAAUUUGUUGCGAUUAUCCAAUCCCCCAGCUAUCCCACUGAACCGGAGACGAUGCGGUCUCUUGCAAGAGUAGGUUAA